AUGACCUUUGACCCCAGUAAAAGCUGGUCUCUCCAAGAAGAGCUCCAGCAGUUGAUCACCCAGAUCGAAGCAGUUCCCUUUUGGGUUGAUGAAUCCUCCUCCAUCUGGCUCGAAGACACCGCGUCCUUUUGGAUCGACGAUUCAAACUCCUCCGCCAGCUCGGACGAUUCAUUUACAGACAUGAACAACACAAAGCGCAAGUUCAAUGCGCUGCUAAACAGCAUCGGCAGCUCGUCCUCCGAUCUCACACACACCACCAAACAGGCCCGAACAUCCUACGAUGGCGCCUUCCCCCGCUCCUCAAUCUCCUCGCCCAACCUCUCCACCUCAUCCCGUACAGCUGCAGUUGCCAGGAUGUCCAAGACUGAUUUGAAGUUCGCGGCCGCCAACUCGGCCAAGGCGCGUGGAACCGACGAGCCCGUCACGAAACCAUCCUUCCUCCCCGGCGACCGCGAGGACUUCCUCGAGCGUCUUGCUACCUUCCGCAACUUGACGGAUUGGAUGCCAAAGCCGCCAAAGGUCAACGAGGUUGCGUGGGCAAAGCGCGGCUGGGCGUGCCAGCGCCUCGAGCGCGUGCGCUGUGUUACUUGCUGCGUCGAGAUCAUGGUCAAGCUAAACAAGCAGGAGGAUGAGAAUGGGAAGCUUAUCAAGUUUGCCGGGAUGGAGAGUGACAUUGAACAAGCACUAGUAGACAAAUACGCCGACCUAAUGAUAACCUCCCACGACGUCCUCUGCCCCUGGCGCAAACGCGGCUGCGACGAAUCCAUCUUCAAGCAGCCCAUCUACCCCAUCACCACCACCUUCCAGGCCCUAAAGUCACGCUACGACUCGCUCCUCCCCAUGGCUGCUCUCCUUCCAGCUGAAUCCGUAUUCCUCCUCCCACCAACCUACGACCUCGACGCUAUUAUCGCACAACUCCCGCGCUCCUUCCCGGUAAAUGCAUCAUCGGAGGCGCCGCUGAACCGCGUCGCUCUCCUACUUGCCCUCUUCGGGUUCACCGCGCGCCCAGCGCAUGUCCCGAAACUCGGAUCGGCGGACUGCCGUGUCUGUUUCCGCACCGUGGGGCUGUGGCUAUACAGGCCUAAGACGAGUAAGCCUGCGGAUGGGAGCCCGGGAGUAGAGCGCGCGGCUGCUAUGGCGGCGCUUAAUCCGCUCGAAUGCCAUAAGGAGUAUUGUCCGUGGGUUAAUGCGGGGAGUCAGAAUGGGGGUGCAGCGGGAGGAAAGCCGAUCUGGGCGAUUUUAGGAGAGGCGAUUGGGAGGGAGGAUAAGGUUCGGAAGCAGGAUGAGGCAGGGAAGGGGGACAAGGGUGCCGCGACUGGUGCGGGGGAGACGCAUGUUGAGACGGAAGGGGAUGCGCGGGAUGAGGGGGAGUAUGAGAAGUUGAGGGAUGAGAAGGAUAAGGAGAGGUGGGCGAGGCUGAGGAAGGUGAAGAGCUUGUUUGAGGGGAAGGGGAAGAAGUUUUCGAAGACGAAGCAUUGAAGUGGGGUUAUUUGGCGUGUUUGGGGCUGCAUUUUCCAAUGGCUGGCUGGAGCUGAGAGAGGGAUAUAUUAUGGAGCGUGGCGAGGAGUUUGUAAGGAUAGAUACCCAAGUACUGUAUAAUGAAUUCUCAAUGGCAAGCAUGUUAUC
Pseudogymnoascus destructans is the source of this 1626-nucleotide messenger RNA. RefSeq lists its product as uncharacterized. The coding region runs from base 1 to 1479 and encodes 492 amino acids. The transcript is spliced from 2 exons. Gene Ontology annotation, cellular component: nucleus. Gene Ontology annotation, molecular function: zinc ion binding. The record is from RefSeq and is a predicted model, not a curated record. NCBI's taxonomy places the organism in Eukaryota, Fungi, Ascomycota, Leotiomycetes, Thelebolales, Thelebolaceae.